Capsella rubella is the source of this 1425-nucleotide messenger RNA. RefSeq names its product probable cinnamyl alcohol dehydrogenase 1. Gene Ontology annotation, molecular function: zinc ion binding; oxidoreductase activity, acting on the CH-OH group of donors, NAD or NADP as acceptor. The transcript is spliced from 7 exons. NCBI's taxonomy places the organism in Eukaryota, Viridiplantae, Streptophyta, Magnoliopsida, Brassicales, Brassicaceae. The coding region runs from base 128 to 1201 and encodes 357 amino acids. The record is from RefSeq and is a predicted model, not a curated record.
CACUAAUUGUGAUCGGUUUCUGAUCAGAUCAACACCGACACGCACCCGUCUUUGAUAGUUUUUUGUUUUUCCGGAAGGAAGCAAAGAAGAAGACGCGACUCCUUGGUAAAGAGAAAGAAUUGAAAUUAUGAGUUCUUCUUCAGAGAGUGGGGAAAACGAGUGCAUGUGUUGGGCUGCAAGAGAUCCAUCUGGUCUUCUUUCUCCCCACACAAUCACGCGCAGGUCUGUUACAAAUGACGAUGUUUCACUCAAAAUCACACAUUGCGGUGUGUGUUACGCUGAUGUUAUUUGGACUAAGAACCAACAUGGAGACUCCAAGUACCCUUUGGUUCCUGGGCAUGAGAUUGCUGGAAUAGUGACUAAGGUUGGGUCUAAUGUUCAUCGAUUCAAAGUUGGAGACCAUGUUGGUGUUGGAACCUAUGUUAACUCCUGCAGGGAGUGUGAAUACUGUAACGAAGGACAAGAAGUUAAUUGUGCAAAAGGGCAAGUUUUUACUUUCAAUGGCAUUGAUCAUGAUGGCUCUGUUACUAAAGGAGGCUACUCCAGUCACAUUGUUGUUCAUGAGAGGUACUGUUACAACAUACCUGUAGACUAUCCCCUGGAAUCAGCUGCACCAUUACUCUGUGCUGGAAUCACGGUUUAUGCCCCUAUGAUGCGUCACCAUAUGAAUCAACCUGGUAAAUCUCUAGGGGUAAUUGGACUAGGUGGUCUUGGCCACAUGGCAGUUAAGUUUGGCAAGGCUUUUGGACUCAGUGUGACGGUUUUUAGCACCAGCAUUUCCAAGAAAGAAGAAGCUUUGAGUCUGCUGGGAGCUAACAAUUUUGUUAUCUCGUCUGACCAUGACCAGAUGAAGGCGCUAGAGAAAUCUCUAGACUUUAUCAUUGAUACAGCAUCUGGUGAUCAUGCCUUUGAUCCUUACAUGUCUCUCUUGAAGAUAGCUGGAACUUAUGUCCUGGUUGGUUUCCCACGUGAAAUUAAAAUCAGUCCUGCCAAUCUCAAUCUUGGUAUGAGAAUGCUGGCGGGAAGUGUAACCGGAGGUACCAAAAUAACUCAGGAAAUGAUAGAUUUCUGUGCAGCUCAUAAGAUUUAUCCAAACAUAGAGGUGAUUCCAAUUCAAAAGGUAAACGAAGCUCUUGAAAGAGUGGUGAAGAAGGACAUCAAGUACCGUUUCGUGAUUGAUAUCAAGAAUUCUCUGAAAUAGAGAUACGUCACUCAUGUAUCUCUAAAAGUCUAUAAACCUUAUAACUGAUACUAGAAAACUCAUUACAACAGGUACAAAAUAAUGGAGUCUGUAAGAGAAUAAUACUCACUGGCCACUGCUACAAUCGUGUUAUUUGUUCUUUUGUUCUGUUUUUGAUUGUUUACAAAGAGUUACGGAGUGAAAAACUAAGACGCAAGAAAUAAAGGGGUCAUUUCAUAAUUAUA